AUGAACUUCUACACAAUCGCCAUUUUUGCUAUUCUCGCCGUUGUUGCUCUGUAAGUUUAUUUUCAUAUUUUUUAUAGUAAAUUAUUUUCAUGAUUUUAUUUUAUAAAUAAUUUUUUCUAGUGCCAUGCCACAAAGAGUCAUCGAAAAGACCACAAUCAUCCGAAACGGACCAGGAUUCGGAGGACACGGAGGUUUCAAUAACGGACCAGGAAGAUUCGGUGGACCAGGACAAUUCAACAAUGGUUUCAAUGGUGGAUUCAACAAUGGUUUCAACAGAGGACCAGGAGGAAACUUUGGAGGACCAGGAUUCGGAGGACGUGGAGGACCAACCACUGUUAUCAGAGAGACUGUUAUCCGCCCUGGAUAA
Messenger RNA from Caenorhabditis angaria, 367 nucleotides. NCBI's taxonomy places the organism in Eukaryota, Metazoa, Nematoda, Chromadorea, Rhabditida, Rhabditidae. The record is from the annotation of a GenBank genome assembly.